This is a messenger RNA of Neltuma alba, 1324 nucleotides long. Its product is annotated as inositol-phosphate phosphatase. The record is from RefSeq and is a predicted model, not a curated record. The transcript has 12 exons. The coding region runs from base 127 to 939 and encodes 270 amino acids. Gene Ontology annotation, molecular function: inositol monophosphate 1-phosphatase activity. NCBI's taxonomy places the organism in Eukaryota, Viridiplantae, Streptophyta, Magnoliopsida, Fabales, Fabaceae. Gene Ontology annotation, biological process: inositol metabolic process; signal transduction; phosphatidylinositol phosphate biosynthetic process.
AAGCACCACUGAAUCAUUAUCCGUUAGUGAGUCCGAACGUGAAAGCUGAAGAAGUAAUCAUUGCCUCUCUCUCGCUCCCAGCAUCACGUUUCAGAAACUCUACUCAUCUCCAGAUCAACCGCAAAUAUGGCUGACGUUGAUUCGCUCCCGGAAUUCCUCGCGUCUGCAAUCGAUGCUGCUCGGAAAGCUGGCGAGGUCAUUCGAAAAGCGUUCUACGAGACCAAACAUGUGGAGCAUAAAGGACAGGUUGAUUUGGUCACGGAAACUGACAAAGCAUGCGAAGAACUCAUAUUUAAUCAUCUGAAGCAGAUUUAUCCCAAUCAUAAGUUCAUUGGGGAGGAAGCUACCGCAAUUCAAGGUGCUACAGAACUCACAGAUGAACACACAUGGAUAGUUGAUCCUGUGGAUGGAACUACUAACUUUGUGCAUGGCUUCCCUUUCGUUUGUGUCUCCAUAGGCCUUACAAUUCAAAAAGUUCCCACUGUUGGCGUUGUUUACAAUCCAAUAUUGAAUGAGCUUUUCACUGCCAUUUCUGGGAAAGGUGCUCUUUUGAACGGGAACCCUAUAAAAGUAUCUUCACAAACUGAACUGAUAAGCUCUCUUCUUGUCACUGAGUGUGGAACAAAUCGUAACAAGUCAACAGUCGAUGCCUAUACAAAGAGGGUCAAUAGCUUGCUUCCCCAGGUGCGAUCUCUUCGAGCCUGUGGUUCCUUGGCUUUGAACCUUUGUGGAGUUGCAUGUGGAAGGCUUGAUAUAUGCUUUCAGCUUGGCUUUGGUGGUUCUUGGGAUGUAGCGGCCGGUGCUGUCAUUGUUAGAGAAGCUGGAGGUGUUAUGUAUGAUCCUUCUGGUGCAGAAUUUGACCUUACAGCUCAGAGGGUGGCAGCCUCAAACCCUUCCCUGAAGGAUAAACUGGUGGAGGCUCUGCGCCAAGUAGAGUGAGAAGAAACUUUCAUUCCAUGAUGAAGAAAAUGAUAAUUCACCUUAUGCUUCCUGCCUCUGCUACUCCAUUUCCCGUUUCAUUCAAUGCUUCCACGUGGGCUGAUUUCAAUUAUUUUUCCCCAUCUUUAUAGACGAAGCUAAUGGCUUGCAUGCCGUGGCACCGAUUAUCGUCUUUUUAAUAUUAAGAUGAACUUAAGUCUUCUCGCUUUAGAUAUUCUCCACUGGGUUUCCCAUGUAACGGUACAAUGAAUAUUUCAGACGCGUUGGAUAUGAGAGUAUCUCACAUCACAUGAUAUAAUCAAACCUCACAAUAUUUUAUAUAUAUUUAUGUUUGGUAUGGUAAUUAAAAAUUCUGAUUGAAUAUAGAAUAUAUAAAGCGUUUUAU